ACUGAUUCAACUCUGACCAACUGGACAAUUUUCAGAAAGGACCCAAAUACUAAUCGAGAUGACUUCUACCCCUUUCUAUCAUUUAAAUACAUCAGACGCUCCUGGAAGGAAAGUCUCUUUGAAUGAGGACGAGUAUGCUGAGCUAAGAAAGGGUCUACACAUCAUGUCUCUCAUCGUUUACUGCCUGGCCUUUGUUCUUGGUGUGCUCGGCAACGGUGUGGUUAUCUGGGUGACCGGCUUCAAGAUGAAGAAAACUGUGAACACUGUGUGGUUCCUCAACCUCGCUGUGGCCGACUUCCUCUUCACAGCAUUUCUGCCCCUGAGUGUCACCUACACAGCUUUGGAUUUCCACUGGCCUUUUGGAAAAUUCAUGUGCAAACUGAACACCACUAUAAGCUUUCUGAACCUGUAUGCCAGUGUCUACAUUCUGGUGGUGAUCAGUGUGGACAGAUGUGUGUCUGUGGUGUGGCCCGUCUGGACCCAGAACCACCGAAGUGUACGCAAGGCAUCCUUUGUGAGUCUGGGGGUUUGGGUACUGGCUCUGAUACUCAGCACUCCAUACUUCAUCUUCAGGGACACUGGGCCAUCUUAUAAUAAUGCCAAUGUCAUUCUCUGCUUCAACAAUUUUACUCUUUCUGACGACAACAAGAACGAGUCUGUGUAUCAGCUGGGACUGUUUGGGGAAAAGGCCAUGGGCAUCACCCGCUUCCUCCUGGGAUUUGUUGUCCCCUUCACUGUCAUUGUCUCCUGUUAUGCUGUCAUAAUCCAUCACAUCAGAAGAAACCGCACCCUGGCCAGCCACUCAAGUCGCUCCUUUAAGAUCAUCGCUGCUGUUAUCACUGCUUUCUUCUUGUGUUGGGCUCCCUUUCACAUUGUGGCUUUAAUAGAGUUGGCAAAUUCUCUACUUUCUAUUCGAAGUGAUAAAUUAGACCAUGUCAUCACUAUUGGAAUCCCUAUAGCAACCAGCCUGGCCUUUCUCAACAGUUGCCUGAACCCACUGCUCUAUGUGUUCAUGGGACAAGAUUUCAAGGAUAAAGUCCGCAAAUCCAUCCUGAAUGUUUUGGAAACUGCCUUCAAGGAAGAGGUUUCUGGCCCUAACACUGGAACAAAGUCAGUGGACACCAUUCAGAGUACAGAGAUGUUGUCCCGUAAUAAUCAAGUAUAAGGUUUCCCAUGACAUGGAGGAAAUAAUUCUGAAACUGUAAAUUUAAAAAAUGGAUUUAUCAACGUACUUUUUUGCUAAUUUUAUGGAAUCGUCAAGACAAGAGGUAAAGAUUAUCCAAGACUUCCACCUCAUUUAGAUUGAUUUAUGUGAGUUGACCAUGGAUGGUUUCCAAUCGGUUGAAUGUUAUGAUGCAUUUGUUAAUUUUAUUAAAGAAAUACCUUUUUUAUUUUGGGAAAAUACUACACUGUCUACAAUGCCAUUGUAAACCAGGCUAUUUAACCUUCUUUUCCAUCAAACCAU
This is a messenger RNA of Pungitius pungitius (ninespine stickleback), 1465 nucleotides long. Its product is annotated as chemerin-like receptor 1. The transcript is spliced from 2 exons. Lineage: Eukaryota; Metazoa; Chordata; Actinopteri; Perciformes; Gasterosteidae. Gene Ontology annotation, biological process: complement receptor mediated signaling pathway; inflammatory response; positive regulation of cytosolic calcium ion concentration. Gene Ontology annotation, cellular component: plasma membrane. Gene Ontology annotation, molecular function: G protein-coupled receptor activity; complement receptor activity. The record is from RefSeq and is a predicted model, not a curated record. The coding region runs from base 59 to 1165 and encodes 368 amino acids.